AUGCCCUGCAAUCGAUGCGCCAAUUUGGGCAAGGCCGCCGAGUGUAGAGAGUCCGUGCCGCUCUCCACCCUCAACUCUUCCGCCUCCUCUUCCCCUUCCACCCAAGCCUCUUCUUCCUCUACGUCAUCUUCAUCUUCCUCUACUUCGUCAUCUUCUUCAUCUCCCUCCUCCUCCUCUUCUGCCUACCAACCCCUGCACAAGCGACAGAAGGUCGCGCCCGCCUUCAUCUCGCCUGCACCCGGGCCUGGAGGCACUCCUGCGCCCUUCCUUCUCGCCAGCCACGCCCCUCUCGCCGCCGCCGCCGCCGCCGCCGUCAACAGCAACGGCGUACCCUUCGUCCCCGCCGCCCACCUGGCCGGCUUUCCGCCUGGCGCGUUCUUGCGACCGCUGCCGCUGGCUUCGUUCUUCGCAGCUUCGCCCGGGGGAGGAGCGCUGCCGGCGCCGCCGACUCCGGGCCAGGCGGCCGCAGCGGCGUGGAUGGCCGCCGAGGACCGGCAGAGCGGGCGGGAGAAGGAGAAGCAGGAAACGCAGGAGAUGGAGCGCGAGCGCGAGCGUGCGCAGAGGGCGCAGCAGCGGGAGAAGGAGCAGCGGGAGCGCGACACAGAGCAGAAGGAGCAUCGGCUGUUGGAGAAGCAGCUCGAGCGCGAACGACAUAUGAACGAGCUGGUGGUGAACCUCCUCAACGAAAUCAAACUCCUCAAGACAACCACGCGACAGCUGCGAGGCGAAUCAGAGCACCUGCGGAAGCAGAUCGCCUCGCUGCAGGUGGAGCGAAAGAAUUCGCCGCCCAGCGAGCAGAUGGAGCCCUCCUUCGAUCGCCCGCUUCUCAUCUCCUCCAAUUCCGCCGCCAGCUGGAUCCCCUACUCCAAUCCCUCCCAGCCACACACCAUGCCUCCAGGUCAGUCCCUAAUCAGCAGCGUCUUUCCGCCCAUGUCGGAAGCCAACAUCGCCUUCGUGGUGGAUGACGACAACAAACCCUUCUGUCUCAUCAAGCGACAGCCGCUGGCGGACGAUCGGGUGGCGAUCAUACAUUCGAUGAAUGCUGCCUGGACCAAAGUGCUCCUGUACACCUCGGAGGAACUCACGGGGCAGAGCAUAAGAAAGGUGGUCGAGGACGCCAGCCUGCGCGAGUCCCGAAACCGCAUCAACUCCUUCCACGCCCAGCAGUUUUUCUAUGACGCGGUCACCCGAGAGCCGCUUUGGUCGCUCCUGUGCAUCGACGGCGUUCGCGACUCGGAGAGAGAGCAGCACCAAAAGUUCUCGCCGUGCUCGUCGCCCGAUCCGCUCAUGCAACGCGGCAGCCCGCAGGCGCGGCCCGCCGGCCCGUAUCCCCACAAACCCAGCCCGCCCUCAUCGGUCUCGAACGGAUUCGGCCGAGCCGGCAGCAGUCGAGGCAGCGCCGACAAUGACGACCGAGACGAAGAAGCAGCGAAAGACAACACCGCCCGCUCGUCUUCGUCAUCGUCGCCAUCGCCAUCGUCGACGACGACAGGUGGAGGCGACGCGGCGGAGCGACACAUGUACAGCAGAGAUAGAGCGGAGCCGGACAGCCAGCAGGGCGGCGACGCCGACUGGAUGACCGCGACACGAAUGCGAGCCGACGACGCACAACGUAGAGGAGGCGGUGGUGGUGGAGGAGGUGGUCAGCACGUCAUCACGAACCAGGCGAGCGACAAAGGCAACAGCGACGGCGACGGCCGGAUGAUGGGGUGGGGCAGCAGCAUGAUCACGGACCCGCGACAGGGAGAAGGCCGGGAGGCUGGUGGAACGAGUCAGUCACAGCAGCAGCAGCAGCAGCAGCAGCAGCGACGAGUCCCGCCACCGCUCUCCCCGGCCACGCUCGAUCUGCUCAACUCGCUCAACAACAUCCAGUCGUGGCCCUGA
Molecule: messenger RNA, 1884 nt
Organism: Acanthamoeba castellanii str. Neff
Lineage: Eukaryota; Discosea; Longamoebia; Acanthamoebidae
Exons: 6
Coding region: 1-1884 (627 amino acids)
Source: RefSeq, a predicted model, not a curated record